UGAAGACUUCAUUUCAUCUCCAUCUCAACUUCACCUAAACAUCCAUUCGAUCUUUUUCUCUCUUCUAAAACGUCUACAUUCAUGUUGUGUGCUAAAUUAAUGCUAUGUCAUAGCAUUACUGGCUUUGGUACCUGCGCUGCUUUGAGAUCACAUCUUAGCUGGGUACCUAGUAGGUAUCCGUCUUAGGUUGAUCUCGUAUCUUGCUGCCUUCGUUACGCCGCACACCCUGUAUAUAAGAGGUUAUAUACAUCAAGUACGUUGAUGCACAGCACCCAUACUUUUACUAUCUUGUCGGUUCCACGUUGCUAGCAUCUUCAAUCGCCGGUCGACGAAGCCAAGCUAGUCAAUUCUAGCCGCGUACCCUCAAUUAUUUUGCAAUUGAUGAUAAACAAGCCGUCGCAGCGGUGGAGGAGCUGAGGCAGCGAGCGCGUACAAAGCAAUUGUCCAUCCCGUUCUGUAAAGUUUUCGAGAGUUAUAUCAACAAUUAUUUAACAAUUUCUAUUGGGCCCUCGAUAGGAAAUCGUUAAUCGCUAUUACUCUGCUACUUUGUCCGAAGGGCCAUACUACCUUAACAAUGAACGUGAUUCGCCGCUCUCGCAACACCAAAACGGACCCUAUCACGGUGUCGCAGUCUGAAUCUACCUCUGAACUUCGGCCGAAGAGGUCGUCGGCUUUUGAGAACAUGCCGCCUGAAAUUCAUCUACUUAUUAGUCAGCAACUUUCGUAUCCCGAUGCGCUGUCGCUCAAACAUACGAACAGCUACUUCUACUAUCUGGUCGAUACUGGAUUAAAGCUCAAAGUGGAUUGGUUGAUCGAACGUCGGAGCUUACAUCUGGAAUGUCCGAACGAUCGCCAAUGUGACCUUGGUAGUGAUAUAAAAUUCUGUCGUGGCAGCGUAAGGUUGCUCAUGCAACGACGUCGUGAACAUAUGGAAUGCGAAUCGAGACCUGGCUUAGGAUGUCUAGUUUAUGGAACGAAGAAGUGCGCGCAUCAGCGGCUGCUCAAAGUACGAGUCAAAAGAUGGCUCAGAUCUCGUCUUACUAUCGAGCUAUGGUGGAUUCUUCUUGCGUUGGUUCCUGUACUCUUAGGGUGUCUUUGGGCGACCGAAUUCAUGAAAUGGCAGGCGGAAGGAUAAGCUACGUUACUAUUCUCAUUUACUACCUAUCUAGCCACUAGCUAAUUUGACUAGCCCCUGAGGAGUCAUCAACGUCCUUUUGUAUAUGAUAUGUGAAUAGUACAGCUAGAGGGUAUUUGGUGUUGACAAACUGACAGUAUACAGCCAUUCUACGUAUAUAUUCCUAUUCACAGCCUAGAGAAGAUCGUUUCCUUUCUAUUAGCAUAUUCAACCUAAACAUAUCAUCUUUGUAGGAUCUGGGAAUUGUUUCAAGUAGUUAGGUAUAUACUUUGAUAGAUUCAAGAUGGGUCGAAAAUGGCAAGGUCUCGAGGCUAACAUGAGACUGUUUCCUAUACUAAGAAAUCGAAUGAAAUCCAAGGUCUGAU
Annulohypoxylon truncatum is the source of this 1500-nucleotide messenger RNA. RefSeq lists its product as uncharacterized. Lineage: Eukaryota; Fungi; Ascomycota; Sordariomycetes; Xylariales; Hypoxylaceae. The record is from RefSeq and is a predicted model, not a curated record. The transcript is spliced from 3 exons. Bases 575 to 1135 code for a protein of 186 amino acids.